CGCCUUCCCGCCGUGCCCCGCGCGGGCCGCCACGCACGCGGCAUGCUGGGACCUGUGGUCCUCGCGGGUCGCCCGGGCCCCGCUUCCCUCCCCGCGUUCCACCCCCCGGGCUUUCGCCGCCUGUUGCCCGAGAGGCGCCGUGGCGACUUUUGGCCCUCGUCCCGCCCCGUCGUUUCCCGGCGGGCAGGGCCUGCUCGCCGUUAGCGGGGCAUGCAGCGGCUGCUCCGCCGGCUGCUCCCGGCGCUCUGCCCCGCGCGAGCGGCGGCGGUGGCUCCCGCCCUCCUCGCGCCGCCAGCUCGGCCCGGGCGUCCUCGCCCCAUGGCGCUGCCGCCGCCGGCGGCAGGAGCGGGGGCCGGCGAGUCCCCGGAGCACGAUGAGCUGGAAAAUGUACUGGAAAAGAAGAUCUUGAAAGAAAAUGGAAAAAGCACACAACACAGAAAAGAACGAUGCGCUUCUGCUGAUUCUAUAGACUCUCUGAUGGUAGAAAUGCCAUUUGUCAACAUAGAUAUUGAAGAUGAAUUUGCUAUACAUUCAGCCUCUGAAGUAAAUGUAAAAAACAAAAGGAAGAGGACUACUGGAAGGGAAAAUGAAGAAGACAGUGAGAGAAAGAAGAAAAAGAAAAAAGAGUAUCAGCCAAAUUAUUUCAUUUCUAUCCCAAUUACUAAUCCAGAGAUUACUGGCAGUAUUCAGGCUGUCCAAGACACAAUAAUACAAAAGGAUCAUAGGCUUUCCAAAGCAAUGGUUCGCUGUGGCUCAUUGCAUGUCACGCUAUUGGUGAUGCGUUUAUCCAGUAAAGAAGAAGUUAGCACAGCAGUUGGUGCUCUUUCAGACAGCAAAGAUAUGGUAGAAGAUCUCCUAAAAGGAAAAACUGUGGAUUUGUCUUUUCAAGGAAUUGAUCACUUCAAAAACGAAGUUGGAUUUGUGAAGUUGGAAGAAAGCGAUCAUACAGCUAUACUUAUGGAAAUAGCAGAGACUAUAAAGAAGAUAUUUCAAGAAAAGGGCAUCUUGGCAGGAGAAGACAGAGCUUUUAAACCCCAUCUGACCUUCAUGAAGCUGUCAAAAUCACCAAAGCUGCGUAAGGAGGUGAAAAAAAUUGAUCCAAGCCUAUACGAAAAAUUUAAAAGCCAUUAUUUUGGAAAUGAAAUUCUGCACCGCCUAGAUCUUUGCUCCAUGCUGAAAAAAAAACAGCCUAAUGGUUACUACUACUGUGAGUCUUCUGUCCUUCUUGAGAAACAUCCACUGUCUUCGGCAGAGCCUGCAGACAUCUACACCAGCUUCUGCCCACCAGCUCUGCAGGGUGUGUAUUCAGGAGUGAAAAUUUGAUGUGAUGGUGACAAUGGGGUUGAGCCUUAAUCCCCCACUCAGAGAUCAGGUUGUUGUUUAAAACAAGCCAAACAGCAGUCCAACAAAGUGUUCUUCUUCAGACAGUCAGCUCAUGGCAGCUAGUGUAUGUCACCUCAAAUCCCAAAGAAGAACAGUGAACCCUGGAAUGAGUUCUCAGUAUAUAUUCCUUUACCUGAAUGCCGGAUCAGUUCUUUAUAUCACAGUGAAGACGUUCAACAGGAAAACUGCCUAUCAAAGGAAGCAUAUAUGUAAAUCUUUUUGUGUUAAGUAUGCCUUUAGCAUUAAGUAUCCCACUUAAAUAUCCUCAGGAGCCAUGCAUUAAAAUUUUUGUAGACUUCUGUUCUAAAGAAAAUGUGUUUACACUAAUGUAAUGUAUUAUGAAUCAUACACACAUGAAAGAAAACUAUCACAUGCCAAGCAGCAUUCAGCCUUUAAACUGUGAUAAGCUUUCCCUGUGUGACUAGUAAGGAGAAAGUUAUGUAUCAGGUUUCCUAUGUGCCAUCUCUGAGGCAGAAAAACUUCACAAAAGUCAGUUCCUUAGUGGAAACCACCCAGCAGCCAACUCUUUCUUGCUGCACAGCCAGAACUGACGUAUCUGGAAUGCGUGUCAUGUUGGAGGUUGAAAUGCUAUUAUAAUUUCCACUUAACCCUUGUAAUCUAGCAGUAGAAAUCCUAAAAUUGAAAUGUCAGACUGCAAGCAUCUAGUUUAUCUGGAAAAAGAAGUGUAAGAAUGUGGUUAAUGGUUAUGCUCCUUGCUGCUCAAAUAAUUCUUCAAACAGAUUUUUAAGUAACAGAACAUUUGGUGGGUCAGUUUACAUUUCAGUUGAGCUAUGUAGAAGUUAGGUGUUUUGCCUGACCUUGUCAUCUAGGCACCUCCCAAAGUCUCUCUGAAAUGGGAGAGAAAGACAUCUACAGAGUGUGAUUCAUUCCAUCCUAAAAUGUUUGUCUAAGAUAGGCAAGAUCUGGGAAGUGUCUAAGAUAGGCAAGAUGUGAAUUUAAGAUACACAAGUUGAACAGUUCUCUUGAAAUGCUUCUUUCCAUUGAUUAAAGAAGAAGCCAAGUCAGCUAGCUUAGAAGAGAGUCCUAACUUUUAGCUGAGUAGAAUUAAGUAAUCCUGUCCUUUCCCUCUAUUGACUUCAUCAUUUAAACAAUUUAAAAAAAGAAAUAAUGAAAAACUCUAGAUCUCCACUAAGCAAUAACUUGGAUCCCUAAAGUGAGAGUGAAGUACACCAUGGAUUUCAAUGGCAGGAGCAGGUGUACUUUCCAGGCAAUUGCAGUUGCCAACUACUAAUUACAUAAGAGACAAAACAUCUGUUGUAGACUGACUGGUGAUUACAUUUGUUAAACAUUUUUCACUAGUAAAUUUCUACAACUUAAUUAAGAGUGAAGUAUUGCUUUUGCCAGAUGCACAAUGCAGUAGUAGAUUUUGCAUGAUAAAGCUUAUUAAUUUAUAUAUAUAUAUAUAUAUGGAUUUGCUGCAUGUUAAGUCUCAUGAUCCUAAAAACCUUACUAUCCAUUAGGGUUUUCUAUAUUUGAAUGAUGGAUUUUGUAUUCUUCAUUAGGUUGUAAAAAUUAUCUUAAAAUGUUUCAAGGCAGACUUGGUAGUAUAUCAAAAUAUAUUCAGUUUGUUAGUUUGUCAUAUCUGUUUUUGAAAUUUACUAAGUCAAAAUAGAUUUCUGAGAGCAAAAUUAUUGCUUUACAUUCUUAUAAGUACAUCUGAAGGAGAGAAUAUCCCUCUGAAGUGAAAAGGAAGCAUAUUGAUGACAUACUAUAUUCAUGUGAAUCUUGUUGCAAGUUAAGCAUUUGACUGGAAGAGGAUUUCUUUUGAUUUUCAUUAAAACUUUUGUACUGCUGGAAAUGAAUAUUAAAGUUUCUGUACUUGCUCUUU
Messenger RNA from Dromaius novaehollandiae (emu), 3232 nucleotides. RefSeq names its product A-kinase anchoring protein 7 (gene AKAP7). Gene Ontology annotation, cellular component: cytosol. The record is from RefSeq and is a predicted model, not a curated record. The coding region runs from base 211 to 1323 and encodes 370 amino acids. NCBI's taxonomy places the organism in Eukaryota, Metazoa, Chordata, Aves, Casuariiformes, Dromaiidae. The transcript is spliced from 8 exons. Gene Ontology annotation, molecular function: protein kinase A regulatory subunit binding.